Nomia melanderi (Alkali bee) is the source of this 2684-nucleotide messenger RNA. RefSeq lists its product as uncharacterized. Gene Ontology annotation, cellular component: nucleus. The record is from RefSeq and is a predicted model, not a curated record. Lineage: Eukaryota; Metazoa; Arthropoda; Insecta; Hymenoptera; Halictidae.
AGAGGGUAACUUUUCGUGAGGAGAGUGUCACUAGAGUGCCCGCGCGUAUCCAGUUAGACACCGUUGCUUGAAAGAUACCAUACUAAUUAAGUGCACGUUUACAGACGUAUACUGAAUAAUAUUAUAACUGUUGAUGUGUAUUAUAAAAAUUCUGAAUGCAUACCGUGUAAAAAAUUUGUAAUACAAUAAAAAGUAAUAAUUUGAUUUAUUAAAGUGACUGCUGUAAAUUAAGUCAAAAUAUCCUACAUUUAUUAAGUCCAUGGUGAAUCUGUAAAAAAUGGUUGAAACCGAUCAAGGUAGUAAAAAUAACUUAAAUGAUUCCUUAGACACCAAUGAACUUACAAAAAAAAGGCUACGAGAAGAAAAUUCAGAUGAUGAAAAGUUGCAUUUAUCUUCGAAAAAGUUGUGUAUUUCUACCGAUAAAAUUGCAUCUGAGGAAAAGAAAUCAGAAGCAAAUGGCAUUAUCAUAAAAGAAGAAGCAGAUGAUACAAACAUUUCUGAUAAGGAGGAAGAGAUGAAAGCUACAAAUAAUUCUAAUAACAAAGAAGAUUUAAAUAUUUCUAAUAACAAAGAAGUAAGAUAUAAAUCGGUAUCAGCAGGAAAUAUAAAUAAUGAUCAAAAAAUAAUUCAUAAUGUAAAAUCUGAAGACGAUAACGAAGAAAGUUUUACUACUAAUGAAGAAAAAGAAAUUAAAAGUGAGAAUUCUAUGGAUAGCGAACAUAAGGCUAAUAUAGAAUCUGAAUCAAACGAUGAUGGAGAAGAGGCAAUAAUAAAGGUUGAAGAAACAGAGGAAGCAGAGAAUAAUAUUAAGAGUAAAAAGAAGCGAAAUAAAUUACAAACAGAAGAUGCAGAAGUAGUAGAAGGCCUAGAACUUUCAGUAGAAUGUGCUAGUGACAAAGAAUCUUCCAGUUCUUCUGAAUCUGAAAAUGAAAAGGAGAAAAAGCCUAAACCGAAGACAAUAAUUGUGAAAGCUGAACCUAAUGAUUCUGAACUUGAUGUUAGCUCUUCUGAAGCAGACAAGUCAGAUUCGCAAGAUGUGUCCGAAGUCAAGUCUAAGCAAAAUGCAAAGAAAGGAAAAAGAAAGGCUCGAACAUCCUUUAGCAAACCGCCAGACGGCGAUUCUGAAGAAAAUGAUGAUGUUUCUGACGAAGAUUACAGUCCUCGAACUAAGAAAAAACUUAAGAAAACAAUAACGAACAAAAAAAAUUCUAAGUUAUCCUCAGAAUCAAAAGGAAGUCACGAUAGAACGAAAAAGACAGAUCAAAAAUUAGAUGAAGAAGAAGAAGAAGGAGAGGAGGAUGAUGAAAAUUCUGAUACAAUAGACGAUAAGAAGUCAAAGGAAGAUUCUGGCACUAAAAAAGUUAAAGCAAGCGAUAGAAAAAUCGAACUGCUGAAAAAAUAUAUCAGAACUGCUGGAAUACGGGUUAAAUCAUAUAACACUAUCUGGGUUGGAUGUAAAUCGAAUGCUGCAAAAAUAGCGUGUCUUCAAGAAUUAUUGGAGAAGAAUGGGAUCACUGGGAAACCAACUUUGGAAAAAUGCAAAAAAGCUAAACAAAGAAAUGAGAGACUAAAAGAUGUUGCUGAAUUGAGCACCAGCAAUAUUAUAUCAGAAGGACGUGUCACGCGCGCUCAGAGAAAGAAAGAAGCUCCUACAGAUCAUCGUGAAGUACGCAGUACCUUGAAGAGAGUUUCAAAAGUUAUCGAUAGCGAUUCGGAAUGAAGGCUAACAAAACUAGAAUAAAUACUCGAAAGUUGUUUAUAAGAUGUACAUGCAUUGAUUACUCGCUUAUUUGAAUGCAGUAAGUAUGUUUCUCUAUUUAAUGCUCAUUUAAUGGUCAAAGUUCUAUAUUAAAUAUGUUCGUACUUGUUUACAUAAAAGAGACUGGUAAACAUUAAAAAUAAAGAUAAAAAUGAGAUUAGGCCAGAAAAUGAUAUGUGUAAAUGUAAUAUUUGUAUUAAAUUAUACUUGAAAACACUUGUAGGCAGAAAACAAAAAUUCACGAAAGUACACAUUACCAUCAGAAAGUUAUUCUGUGUUGUAUAGUCUUUACUCUUAAUAGAAAGUAUUCUUUAAUCGGAUUUAUUUAAGAGUCGCUGCACAAUGAAAGUAUUUAGAUUUGAGAAAUUGUUCAGAUACGGACUUUUAAGGAAUUUUAUAACGAAACAGGUUUGAAUUGUAUUAUAAUACAGUGUGUAUACAUAUAAUUAUUUUAUUUUUUCUUUAGAAUUAAUUAUUACAGAUCAACGUACGAAAUAUCGUGAAGUUAACGUAACAGAAUGUAAUUCUCCGUUGCUUUCGAACUUAUAAAAAUUGAUUUCACAAGAUCACCUGCAAAAAGAAUCUUGUGUUGUACGUAACACGUCGUACUUGAAAUAAUGUUUAUCAGUAAUAUCGGGAUCAAUUGAAUUCAUUCGGAAAUGUAAUUCUCAUUUUUCAAACAAAAUGGAACUUAGUUUUUGUAAGUUCUUAAGGCAUUAUGCGAAAUAACAUAAAUGCUAAUGCCGUUUUUUAAAUAAUUUAGACUGCAUGUGAUGUAAACAACUUUUCAUAUAAAUACUAUAGACUUUAGUAAUAGUACAUUUUAAUAAUAUAAAGAACGUGAGUAUAUAGAUUAUGUUUAAUUAAAAUAAACAUUUUUAUUAAGUAUAUUUUGUAAUUGUUAGAAUUAAUGGCAAUAUUCUAA